GUCUUUGGCUGAUGCUGGUCCUUGUGUCAGCAUUGUCAUUUAAUCUAAAUGAACUGUUUUGUGAACAUGUUGCUCUAAACAUCCUUUCUCUUGUGAACUUUAGGAUGGGAUCCUGUUGAAGGUGAAGACACCUACAUAUAGUCAGUAGAGAUGUAGGUUUUUAUCCAGUGACUUAAAUGUGUGUGGUGUAAGCUGACAUGUGCUAGGGUGUUUGAGAAGCAGAUAGGGCUGGCAGAUACAAUGUGAUCAACAGGCGAUUCAUGGUUUUCUGGAGUGCAGCUGGGCAUCAGGGUGGAGAAGCUGAAGUACCUUACGGCUUCAGAUAUGUUUAGGACACUGAGUCAAGCCCUGUUCCCAUGUAGUCAAUGGAGCAAGAGAGCUGUCUUUUUUCCUUAAAGCCACACAAAGUUUUCAGCCUUUUUUAAAACUCUUUCCCGCCUUGUUUGUCCUCUGUUUUGGAGGCUACUGUCUAAUUUUUUUUCUUUUCAUCCUUCAUAGUUACUCCUAGCUCAUUUUUCAAGAGCAACCUUAAUCAAGCUAUUCAAUUUUUUGUAUCUCCAUCUCCAUGCCAUUUUGAAUAGAUAUGUGAAUAGAUACAGUGGACAGGUGGGCAGACUCUUAUAAUGGGCCAAGGCUAUUUGUAUGGUUGUCUAUAUGGGAAAUAAUUUGCCUGAUACAUACAAUUUGGUUUUUUGAUAGCUGCAUUACUUUGAUUUCUGAUACUUAUUAUGUGAUUGACUUGUUUAUUUUUCAGGUUGCUUCAGACUUAGAAUUUCUUGGUAUCUAACUGUAGUCCUGGUUAGGUGUGAUAUGAUUACUUACAAAUCACUUUAUUUCUUGUCUUUACGCCUCAAAUGGGAUGUGCAUGUUUAGGUGACUAACUACAGGAACAUCAAAAUGCCUAACCUUGAACAUCCAGCUUACCCAGCAGCUACACUGCUUCAUUUGGAAAGUUUGGUGCCUUGUCGAGAAUCCCAAGUGUCCAUGUUGCUGUCAAUAUUUGGAGAGCGUCAGCAGUUUACUUUUCCAUCCAUCUUUAUCUAUGGACAUACAUCUAGUGGAAAGACCUAUGUGAUGCAAACUCUUCUAAACACCUUAGAGCUUCCUCAUGUGUUCGUGAACUGUGUGGAAUACUUUACUUCACGACUUCUUUUAGAAGAAAUUCUCAUCCAAUUGCAAAGCUGUUGUUCUGAGACAGAACAGACUUCUCAUGUGCCCUGUGAUACUUUCAAUGACUUUGUACGUCUGUUUAAACAAGCUGUCUUGAGUCGAGAGCUUCAAGAUCAAACACUAUACAUUGUACUGGAUAGAGCAGAGCAGCUGAGGGAGAUGGAAGCAAACAUCCUGCCAGCAUUUCUUAGGCUUCAAGAGCUGACUGACAGAAAUGUGACAGUUGUCCUGCUCAGUGAAAUAGUAUGGGAACUGUUCCGUCCAAAUAUUGGAUGCUUUGAGCCAUUCACCUUGUAUUUUCCUGAUUACAGCAUAGGACACCUGCAGAAGAUCUUGUCUCAGAAUCAUCCCCCAGAAUAUUCUGCGGAUUUCUAUGCUGCAUAUAUCAAUAUUCUGCUUGGUGUCUUCUACAUGGUCUGUAGGGACCUGAAGGAACUUCAGCAUCUGGCAGCGCUCAAUUUUUCUAAAUACUGUGAACCAGUGGUCAGAGGAGAAGCAAAUGAACGUGACACCCGCAAACUCUGGAAGAAUAUUGAACCUCAUUUGAAGAAGGCAAUGCAGACUGUUUAUCUUCGGGAAAUAUCCAGCUCACAGUGGGAGCGCUUACAGUGUGACAACGGAGAACCUGGGCAGUUGAAAGGACUUUCUGCACAUACACAUGUGGAACUUCCUUAUUACUCCAAAUUUCUUCUAAUAGCUGCUUACCUUGCCUCCUACAAUCCUGUUAGGACAGAUAAGAGGUUCUUUCUUAAGCAUCAUGGGAAAAUUAGAAAGACCAACUUUAUGAAGAAACAUGAAAAGACCAGUAAUCACCUCCUUGGGCCAAAGCCAUUUCCCUUGGACAGACUGUUAGCAAUAUUAUAUAGUAUUGUGGACAACAGAGUUGCUCCAACUGCAAAUAUAUUUUCCCAGAUCACCUCUCUUGUGACUCUCCAGCUGUUAUCCAUGGUUGGCCAUAAUGACCAGCUUGAUGGACCACGAUAUAAAUGUACUGUAUCUCUGGACUUCAUCAGAGCUAUUGCCCGGACCGUGAACUUCGACAUAAUAAAGUACUUGUACGAUUUCUUGUGAAAACAAGCUUCACAGCCAUAUGGACACUGUGACAAUGACUAAGGCAAGCUGUGUUCAUCUCUCUACUUAGCUGGCCAGAAAGAAGAGUAUUUUGGCUCUUUUGGAUUUGUCCAAACAGGUGCUGGCCCAGCAUGGAACCUGCUGAAAAUACUCUGAUUGGUCUGGGUGGAUCUGAGCAGAGGACUAUUUACCAGGGACCCUGGCGUAUUUGGAAGCAAUGUGUUAAUUAUAAACAGCAGGGUUUGAGCACAAUCUGUUCUACUCUUAAUGAUGUUAUCUUAACACUGAAAUUGCCUGAAACCCAUUUACUUAGGACUGAAUUUUGCUCUAUGAACUCUCCCUAGUGCUUUGAACAUGGCAGCAGCCCUUGUUUGUAUGCCCAGUCUUUUCACUUCCUCUCCACAGGAAUCUUUGCAAUUGCCUGCCAAAGCUGCUUUUCCUGAGGCCACCAUUUUAGGAGAGUGGAGUAGCAAAAUAUAAUAAACAUAAGAACAUAUUUAAAAUCAA
This is a messenger RNA of Aquila chrysaetos chrysaetos, 2748 nucleotides long. It is a transcript of the gene ORC5, whose product is annotated as origin recognition complex subunit 5. Gene Ontology annotation, cellular component: nucleus; nuclear origin of replication recognition complex. The transcript is spliced from 15 exons. The record is from RefSeq and is a predicted model, not a curated record. The coding region runs from base 898 to 2241 and encodes 447 amino acids. Gene Ontology annotation, molecular function: DNA replication origin binding. Gene Ontology annotation, biological process: DNA replication initiation; DNA replication. NCBI's taxonomy places the organism in Eukaryota, Metazoa, Chordata, Aves, Accipitriformes, Accipitridae.